Molecule: messenger RNA, 390 nt
Organism: Schistosoma mattheei
Lineage: Eukaryota; Metazoa; Platyhelminthes; Trematoda; Strigeidida; Schistosomatidae
Source: the annotation of a GenBank genome assembly
AUGUCUUUGAAACAGGCCGUCGCCAAAAAAUUGAUGGAUGAAAUAAUUAUCCCUUUGAGAAAGCCUAAAGAUUGGAAAGUUCUCGUUCUGGAUCGAUUAGCCACUAGAAUUGUAUCUUCGUGUUGUAAGAUGCAUGAGAUAAUGAAUAACGGCAUAACAUUGGUUGAAGACAUUUUUAAGAAAAGGGAAGUGCUGCCGAUUGAGGCAAUAUACUUGAUCACCCCUACAGAUGAAUCUUUAAAACUUCUGAUGGAGGAUUUUCAAGGGUCCCAGAGUCAAUAUCGUUAUGCCCACGUCUUCUUCACCGAAGCUUGCCCAGAUGAGCUGUUCAACCGGCUUUGCCAGUCGAAUUCCGCCAUAUUUUUAAAACGCUUAAAGAAAUCAACAUAG